AUGAAAUCAAUCGCAUUACUCAUACUCGUCACGUGCACCUCCGCGCUGCGCCGGCACCGGCUGGAGACGACAGCCGCGACCCUUAGAGGAGGCGAGGGAAGAUGGCGCAAAGUCAAGGGCGGCGCCUCGAGCCUGCGCAGCUCCGCGCGCGCCUGGGCCGACUACCUCACCGGCGCGAACGUCACGACGAACAUCACGACAUGGACGAGGCCCAAGAAGAAGCUAAAAAAGCCAUCUGUCGGCCCCGAGGACCAAUACGAGGUCGCUGAGGCCUUCGCGGAGGCCGCGCGCGCCGUCACGCGGCCCUCGCUGCGCGUGAUCGCCACGACGGUCGUGCCCGCCUGCGGCGCCGUGCUGGCCAACGGCAUGUUCCUGGCGAGCUGGCCCGCGGUCGCGCAGGCCCGCACGUCAAAGCAGCUCGGCGCGCUGAACCCUUUGCCUUUUGCCUUCACGUUCGCGAACUGCGUGGGCUGGCUCCACUACGGCUUUGUGUGUCGGAACCAUUAUGUGUUUUGGUCGAACGCGCUGGGCUGCGUCCUGGGGCUGUUGUAUACGACCACGGCGCUCAAGCUGGGGUGCCCCGACGUCGUCGAGCGGGUCGCGGUGGGGGGCCUGGUGAUUCACAUCGGCGCGGCGUAUGUUACGGGCUUGCGGCUGGCGUCGCCAGCUAAACGGAAGCUGUGCGCGGGGCUCGUCGCCAACUUCAUUCUGCUGUGCUACUACGCGGCGCCGCUGUCCACCGUCGCGGCCGUCGUGCGCAGCGCACGAAUCAAAUGUCGCGGCGCUUCUAUUCACUGGUUUGAUUUGCGCACAGGUCGUGCGGAGCCGGGACGCGUCGUCGAUCUCCGGGCCGCUGGUGCUGGUCAACGCGGGCAACGGCCUGUUGUGGACCGUGUACGGCGCCGCGGUCGAGGACGCGCUCGUCUGGGCGCCGAACCUCGCCGGCGUGGCGCUCGCCGCGGCGCAGCUGGCGCUCAAGCUGGCGUUCCGCGGCGCGAGGGCCUCGACUACCGCCGUCGCCGCGACCGCGGCAAAAGGAGUAACUUGAAAUCCAUAUUA
This is a messenger RNA of Pelagomonas calceolata, 1059 nucleotides long. The record is from the annotation of a GenBank genome assembly. Lineage: Eukaryota; Pelagophyceae; Pelagomonadales; Pelagomonadaceae.